Messenger RNA from Bombyx mandarina (wild silkworm), 1701 nucleotides. RefSeq lists its product as uncharacterized. The record is from RefSeq and is a predicted model, not a curated record. Gene Ontology annotation, molecular function: serine-type endopeptidase activity. Lineage: Eukaryota; Metazoa; Arthropoda; Insecta; Lepidoptera; Bombycidae. Gene Ontology annotation, biological process: proteolysis.
AUGACACGUAUCACACUGUUCCUAGUUCCACUUUCUGUUGUAUUAGGGAUAGCACAUACGUUACCAUCUCAAACAGAACAUGCUACGACUGAACUUUCAAAGGCGUCAAACCAGACCACUGCUCGUAACGGCACCAGCAAAGCAAACGAAGACGAAGGCUGGGAGUUCGAAAAUACCACCGUUGUAGACACAAGGAGAAUUUUGUACAGCAAAGACGUACAAGUAGGAAACAGACCUUAUAUGGUCUAUCUCCAACUGACUAAAGAAUCAGCGAAAGCCCACAAGUACCGUGGCUGGUUAUGCGGGGGUGUCAUCGUGGAUCAGUACUAUGUCCUCACAUCGGCAGCUUGUGUCGAAGAUGCCGAUCGGUUUUACAUCGUCUCCGGCACCACUAAAUAUGUGGAUAGCUUCGAUUAUAAAAAGAACGACUGUGUGUGCAAAAAUCGUAGAAGAGUUGUUUGGAAAUGUAUACCUAAGAAUUACAAAUUCGACUUCCAAGACAGCAUCAAGUGGUCUUCGAACGACAUAGCCAUUGUGAAAGUAGACAAACCCUUCAAAUUUGGGGUCAUGGAGAAAGGAUGUGAAUUCGCAACGGACCUUAUUUGCUACAACAACAUCAGUAGGGAACUCGAGAAAGCCGGUACCAAAGGUUGGAUUGCGGGAUGGGGAAGUAUGAAUACGUUCAGGGAGGGAGUAUACCGGCGUCAAGAUGUGCAUAUACCGGAGAACUCCAAGUGUCUACAAGAAGCUAAAGUUUGCAUAAUGGACAAUGAAUCUUGCGCCAAGAAAUGGGCUCAGAAAUUCCGAAACAUUAUCACGCAAUAUAUGAUCUGCACCAAAGAUGUUAUGAAGAGACUCAGCGAGAUCUGUGAUAAAAAAUACGCCAACUGUACGGACGUAGAUACAAGACGAGCGGAGGCUGAUGAUUGGAAUGAUGCUGCAGCAGAUACAUUGAACGUAGAUCUGGGCAGGCACCUGAAGGAUCCUGAUGAUUAUACGGCGAGGCGUUCUUCGCUUCAGGGUGGCUUUUGCGAGAAUGACCACGGUGGGCCGCUGAUUGUGAAAUACCAAGGCAAGGAACGAGUUAUCGGCGUCAUAUCGGCGUGCAAGAUCGAUCCUAAGUCCCACAGUUGUCACGGGCCCUUCCUAUACACGUCAGUUUUCAAGAAUCGUCAAUUCCUCUCGUGUGCGAUAAACAAGGACGUUGAAAACAACUGCCGGCGUGUUUUCCGUUCGGGUAUCACUCACGAAGAGUGGACGGUCAGUUGGGACGGUGUCAAUGACGAUGAAGAUAAAUUGAGUGAGCAUAAAGACGAUGGUGAUAAUUCAGACAGAAGCGACAUUGACGAACUGAGGAGUGGAAAGAUUAAAUCGCAAAAACAAAACAAAAACACAGAUGCUGCAAACGAUAGUGACGAAGAACCGGCUGACAAAAAAGCUAGAGCUGGCAAAACGAAGGAAGAUGCCUCCGUGAAGCCGAAGAAAAAUAAGACAAAAUCAAGUAAACGCAAUAAGAAAACUAAGAAAUCUAAAGAUAAAUCAGACGGAAAAGGUAAAAAGGAAGUAAUGUAUGAAUCGACUAAAGAAGAUAACGUUAAUAAUCCCGAUGACGAAUAGAUUUCAAUAAAGUUUUAAAAACAUUAGUUUCUGGUAUCACUAAUUUUUUUACCUACCUAUGUUGAUGAUAGCCUUGAGAGGCUA